Medioppia subpectinata is the source of this 465-nucleotide messenger RNA. The record is from the annotation of a GenBank genome assembly. Lineage: Eukaryota; Metazoa; Arthropoda; Arachnida; Sarcoptiformes; Oppiidae.
GAACUUCUUUGGUUUAUAAGAGGCAGUACUGACGGCAAAGAGUUAUCCAAAGUCGGUGUCAAUAUAUGGGACGCAAACGGGAGCCGAUCUUUCCUCGACUCUCUUGGAUUCACUGACAGAGAAGAAGGAGAUUUAGGACCCGUUUAUGGCUUUCAAUGGCGACACUUUGGCGCUAAAUAUGACACCAAAGACACUGAUUAUACCAAUAAAGGCGUGGAUCAGCUAAAAGAAGUGAUCAAUACUAUUAAGACUAAUCCCGAUGACAGGCGAAUGAUUAUCUGCUCAUGGAAUCCGAUCGACAUACCAUCGAUGGCAUUACCUCCGUGUCAUUGUUUGGUUCAGUUCUAUGUGUCCAAUGGGGAGCUCUCGUGUCAACUCUACCAACGAUCUGGUGAUGUGGGACUGGGAGUUCCGUUCAAUAUCGCCAGUUAUUCCCUACUGACACAUAUGAUGGCACACAUCACU